Molecule: messenger RNA, 1692 nt
Organism: Oncorhynchus kisutch (coho salmon)
Lineage: Eukaryota; Metazoa; Chordata; Actinopteri; Salmoniformes; Salmonidae
Product: proline-rich extensin-like protein EPR1
Exons: 2
Coding region: 1-1692 (563 amino acids)
Source: RefSeq, a predicted model, not a curated record
AUGCUGUUUCCAUGCAGGGGUUCCCAGUCAGAGAUCACUUUUAGUUGUAAAGAGCUUUACUCUGGCGAUUACAAACACCUGGCCAUCAAACUCCCGGCCAUCAAACCCCCGGCCAUCAAACCCCCGGCCAUCAAACUCCCGGCCAUUAAACCCCCGGCCAUCAAACCCCCGGCCAUCAAACUCCCGGCCAUCAAACCCCCGGCCAUCAAACCCCCGGCCAUCAAAAUUCCGGCCAUCAAACUCCCGGCCAUUAAACCCCCGGCCAUCAAACUCCCGGCCAUUAAACCCCUGGCCAUCAAACCCCCGGCCAUCAAACUCCCGGCCAUCAAACCCCCGGCCAUCAAACACCUGGCCAUCAAACUUCCGGCCAUCAAACCCCCGGCCAUCAAACACCUGGCCAUCAAACUUCCGGCCAUCAAACCCCUGGCCAUCAAACACCUGGCCAUCAAACUUCCGGCCAUCAAACCGCCGGCCAUCAAACUCCCGGCCUUAAAACUUCCGGCCAAUAAACCCCCGGCCAUCAAACUCCCGGCCAUCAAACUCCCGGCCUUAAAACUUCCGGCCAUCAAACCCCCGGCCAUCAAACUCCCGGCCAUUAAACCCCCGGGCCUUCAAACCCCGGGCCUUCAAACCCCUACCAUAAGUCACCCGGCCAUCAAACCCCCGGCCAUCAAACUCCCGGCCAUCAAACUCCCGGCCUUAAAACUUCCGGCCAUCAAACCCCCGGCCAUCAAACUCCCGGCCAUUAAACCCCCGGGCCUUCAAACCCCGGGCCUUCAAACCCCUACCAUCAAACCCCCGGCCAUCAAACUCCCGGCCUUAAAACUCCCGGCCAUUAAACCCCCGGGCCUUCAAACCCCGGCCAUAAGUCACCCGGCCAUUAAACUCCCGGCCUUCAAACCCCCGGCCAUCAAAUCCCCGGCCAUAAGUCACCCGGUCAUUAAACUCCCGGCCAUCAAACCCCCGGCCUUUAAUUACCCGGCCAUCAACCUCCCGGCCAUUAAACCCCUUGUCAUCAAUCCCCAAGCAAUCAAAUCCCCGGCCAUCAAACUUCCGGCCAUCAACCUCCCGGCCAUUAAACCCCCGGCCAUUAAACCCCCGGCCAUCAGUCUCCCGGCCAUCAGUCUCCCAGCCAUUAAACCCCCGGCCAUGAAACUCCCGGCCAUUAAAUCCCUGGCCAUCAAACCCCCGGCCAUUAAACCCCCGGCCAUUAAACCCCAGGACUUCAAACCCCCGGUCAAUAAUCACCCGGCCAUCAAACCCCAGGCCAUCAAACCCUCGGCCAUCAAACUUCCGGCCAUCAAACUCCCGGCCUUCAAUCUCCCGGCCAUUAAGCCCCUGGCCUUCAUUCUCCCGGCCAUUAAACCCCUGGCCUUCAACCUCCCGGCCAUUAAACCCCAGGCCAUCAACCUCCCGGCCAUUAAACCCCUGGCCAUCAAACUCCCGGCCAUUAAACCCCCAGCCAUCAAACUCCCGGCCAUUAAACCCCCAGCCAUCAAACCCCCGCCAUCAAACUUCUGGCCAUCAACCUCCCGGCCAUCAAACUCCCGGCUAUUAAACCCCUGGCCAUCAAACUCCCGGCCAUUAAACCCCCAGCCAUCAAACCCCCGGCAAUCAAACACCCGGCCAUUAAACCCCCAGCCAUCAAACCCCCGGCAAUCAAACACCCGGCCAUUAAACACCCAGCCAUAA